GCUCAGUCUCAUUCCAACCAGUGGAGGUGAGGGUAAUCGCUCGCUUCGCUCGUGCAAUUUUCACUCGCCUGUAGGAUAUAUAUGACAGACAAACGUCGGGUUUCGUCGGACACGUAACCCAAGAGGGUUGAUCGGCGCUGCCAUCUGGAAUCUGGGGUGUGAAGUUGACCUCAGCGAAAUUCUGUGAUACCUCGAGUGACCACUGACCUUUCAGGCGUUGUACGAAGCAAUCUGAUAUCCUAUAACCGAUCAAAAUGAAUGGGGAUUGGACGUAGUGGUGUCCUUUGGAGUGGGCGAAAGUAGUCAUGUCGUGAGCACUGGUGAUUUGUGAAGGGAUAGUACUCAAUAAAUUAAUUAACUAAUUUACGAGAGUAUUAGUGAAUGAUUUAACUAAUUUUGAUAUAAUUUUCAAAAAGAAGAAAGUUUUAUGACAUCUGUUUGAUCUCUGAAGAAAAAAUUAUCGACAGAAAAAGAAAAAUAUAAAUAAGCGAAUAUUAAUAAUAAUAAAAAGUUUUAUAAGUGAUAAGCAAAUAAUAAUAAAAAGUUUAUCUAAGUGAAUACAGAUUUUUUACGAAUAGUGUAAUUUCAAGGAGAAAUAUUAACGCUCAUUAUCGGUGUCUUGUCCUCCUCGCGUGUGCGUGUAGGGGGGCCAAUAUGCAAAUCAGGCGUUUCUGGAUAAAGAUGUGAUGGAGAACCCGACGCACUGGUCGCCGCUGAUCAUCAACGUACCUGUCAAUUGACGUCGGAAGAGGCGUCGGGGAACUUAGGCCUGAGAGGCAGCAGGCGAUCGUGGGCGUGUUAGUGGGCGUGGCGUGCACGUAUGCGUGUGGCUCGCCGCCCGAGCCCUUCUGAGCGCCCACGUUGCAUGCCGUCGGGGGCUGAGUGAACUGAGGCCACCAUGGUGGAGGUGGGCGUGCGAGUCAUCCGAGGGCCCGACUGGCGGUGGGGCGAGCAAGAUGGGGGCGCGGGGCACGCGGGCACCGUCGUGGAGGUCGGGCGGCCGGGGUCGUCGACGACGCCCGACCGCACGGUCGUGGUGCAGUGGGACGCCGGGGCACGGACCAACUACCGCGUCGGGUACCAGGCCGCCUACGACCUCACCCUGCUGGAUAACGCCCCUGUGGGCGUGAAGCACCCGAACCACAUCUGCGACGGUUGCAAGCGGCAGGCCAUCGCUGGCAUGCGCUGGAAGUGCGGGGGUUGCUACGACUACGACCUAUGCACGACCUGUUAUAUGGGAGACAAGCACGACCUGGGACAUGCCUUCAUUCGCUACGAGACGGUCACUUCGAAGGGCGUGGAAAUUGGCCAGAGAAAGAAUGCUUCCAAAAUACCUCUCCAGGGGAUAUGUGGUGCAAAAGUCAUCAGGGGUCCUGACUGGGAUUGGGGAAAUCAGGAUGGAGGGGAAGGUAAAUGUGGACGAGUGACAGAGAUAAGGGGUUGGGAUAAUGAGUCUGGCAGAUCAGUUGCCAACGUCACUUGGGUUUGUGGCUCCACUAAUGUCUACAGAGUGGGGCACAAGGGAAAAGUUGAUCUAAAAGUCCUUCAGGCAGCUACCAAUGGUCAUGUGUAUACUGAUCAUCUUCCUGUCCUUGGCAAAAUUGAAGAAUCUAGCAAUGUUGGGGAAGCUAUACCAACUUCCCCCCGUCAUGUACCGUUCUCUGUUGGAGAGAGGGUUCGUGUGGUGGUGACCGUGGACGAACUCCGUACAAUGCAAGAAGGGCACGGAGGAUGGAAUCAUAAGAUGGCAGAGUUCCUAGAUAAAGUGGGCAUUGUUCACCGUAUAACCGACAAAGGAGAUGUGAGGGUUCAGUAUGAGGGUUACGCAACCCGCUGGACCAUUCAUCCUCGAGCAUUAGCGAGAGUCACCACUUAUUCUCCAGGAGAUGUGGUGAUUGUCAUAUCAGAUGCUACCAAAGUUAAGGAAUACCAAAAAGGUCAUGGGGAGUGGAUUGAUUAUAUGAAAGGCGCUCUUGGCAAAACUGGCGUGAUAGCAAGAGUCUAUCCAGAUGGUGAUCUGCGGGUUAAUGUGGAAGGCAAAACGUGGACAUUCAACCCCCUGUGUGUCUCACUGGCUCCUCGCAAUGCUGAAUACAAUAACACCAUGAGAGCUAAUGAAAGACAUGAGCAUGCUAGUCCGUUGGCGUCUGUCUUACACCAGCUUCUGGACACUGAGCAGGAUAGUUCUGUCGUUGACCAGUUGGUCAGAGAAGCAGCACAAGGUCACACGCAGGCAGUGUCUCAUCUCUUAGCCAAACAUCCUGAUAAGGUAGAUGGACGAAGUUCUGGCAAAACUUGUUUGCAAGUUGCCUGUCACCAAGGCCACAUGGAUAUCGUAAGACUACUUUUGGAGCACAAGGCAUCUUUGGAAAUAGCAGAUGAUGAUGGAGAUGUGGCAUUACAUUAUUCUGCAUUUGGUAACCAACCUGAAAUUAUGGAGUUGUUGUUGAGAAAAAGUGCUUCAAUCAAUGUUAUAAAUAAAGGCCGUUGCUCUGCACUACACGUUGCUGUAAACAAGCAGCAUGCAGCAUGUGUGAAAGUGUUGCUCAAAUACAGCUGUGAUGUCAAUGUUCAGGAUUCAUACGGUGAUACAGCACUACAUGAUGCUAUAGGAAAAGAAAGUAUCGAAAUUUUAGAACUUCUAGGAAAUUCUCCACACCUAGAUCUGACGUUACGAAAUAAGAGAGGCUUUAAUGUUCUUCAUCAUGCAGCGUUGAAAGGAAAUAACUUUGCCGCAGAGAAAUUGGUAUUGCGUUCGAAGCAGUUUGUUGAUGUGAGAAAGGAGGAUGGCUUUGCUGCACUCCACUUAGCAUCUCUCAAUGGUCAUCGACAAGUAGCUGAAACUUUGAUAAUCCUUGGAGAAGCUGCAGUUGACAUCACAAAUAAUAAAAGACAAACACCUCUGCUACUUGCAGUUUCUCAGGGUCACUGUGGUGUUGUUGAAUUGUUGGUCGAUAAUAAUGCCGACAUUCAUGCGUGUGAUGAAGAUGGUGAUACAGCCCUUCAUCUUGCUCUCUUAAAAAAUGCAGGAAAUCCUCAACUCCACCCAGAUCAUGCACCAACUAUAACUCAGAUCCUAAAUGACAUCACUCGACGUGGAUUUGAAAACAACAUGUCAUUGGCAUUAGCAUGCUAUUUGGUUCAGAAGGGAUGCAGUGUUACAGUUGCAAAUAAUCGCUCAAAAAGCCCGCUGGAUCUAAUCAAUGACACCAGCACAAUUGACUUACUUCAGAGUUAUGCUGCACAGGCAGCAGGAGGCAGUAUGGCACGGGUAGAUAUGGAUCUCAAGGCAUUGGAUUUAGCUGCCGAGAGUAUUCGGAGUGUGAGCAUAGAUGACCCUACACAAGAUUCUACAAAUAACAUUUCUGCUCCAACAAAACCUCAGUCUCUGUCUCAGCCAGUUAGUCCAUCAAAGGUAGCUAGUGAUACAGGAAAAUCGACCAAGUCUGGAGAACCUUUGAAUGACUGUAACUAUGAAAAGGUUGCAGAAAAUACAGAUUGUGCUAUUUGCUCAGAAUAUCCAGUCACAGUUAUCUUCCAACCGUGUGGACACUCUGUUACUUGUGAAGAUUGCGCAAGUAGGAUUAAGAAAUGUUUCCAGUGCCAUGCAGUUGUAGUAACCAAAGUUACAAGUGAUGGAAGAACUAUAAGUACUAAGGCAAGGCAGCCAUCAGCAGAGAGAUUGAAGUAUUUGGAGACUAAAAUUGCAGAGAUAGAAGAGGCUCACUGUUGUAGCAUAUGUAUGGAGCGUCGGAGGAAUGUUGCUUUCCUUUGUGGACAUGGAGCUUGUGUUAUAUGUGCGCACACUCUUAAGACAUGCCAUAUGUGUCGGAAACCCAUAUCCAAGAAAAUUAAUUUAUACUGAUGUAAUUAUUUGUGCUUAUAUGUGAAGACAGUGUAUUCAGUAUUUAUUAUAAUUGUGAUAUACGUAUUUAAAAGAUGGGCUGGGAUUUGCACAGUUUUAGUCUGGUUUUAAUUUAUUAAUGUACUACAAUACAGUAAUAGGUUUAUAUCAGUUAAUUUAUUCAAUGAAGUAGUCAAAAAAAUGUGUAUAACUAUAUUUCUUUGAAUGCAGUAAGCCAAACUGUUAACUGAAGUGGUAAUCUUUUUAAGUACAAGAGUCAUACAGUGCAUGGUGCUAAAAAAUUGUGAAUAGUUAUGGUUUUUGAAUUCUGCAUUGCUGUAGCAGCACAAGUUGUACUUUUAAAAAGUACAGUGACAGAGUAAAUAUUGAUGGUUAUCAGUGAAUGUUGACAAUUGAGCUUAAUUUAUGUUUAUGGUUGGAAAACCUUGAGGGUUUACAAAUGAAAUAAAUAUGCACAUCUUAAGUUUUCCCAAUUAUUUAGUUACAUAGAUUUUGUGUCCCACACUAAUGUAAAAUCUAAAUUUCACUACCGUAUAGUAGUUUAAAUUUAUAAGGUCAACACAAUUUUUGCAUAGGAAUUUUAUUUAACAACCAAUUGUAUCAGUAUUAUUUUAUCAAUAAUUUAUUUAGCCACUACAUCAGCCAUGUACAUUGUACUUAUGCUUUUUUGUGUGAUAUGGAGUAUGAACUUCUUCAAAGAAAAAACAUAUAUAUAGUAAAAAUUAGUUGAGUGUGAUUGAUGGACAGGUUUAUAUUAUUACAAUACUUAGUAAGCAAUGAUACCAGUGAAUCGGUGACUAAAAAAAAGAUUUAAUUUUAGACCAAAGUCAGAUGGCACUCUUGUUGUUCAGUUGAGCAGCAGAAGUAAUAUUUUUACAUAUCAGAUAAUAUGCAGUAACUUAUGAUUGUGAGCAAUGUAUGCCAGUAUGAAAAAGAAAUUUUGGAAAUUUGUUGUAGAAAACAGAUAUAUUUUAUACUACCAAAUUAUCUAUUCUUCUGAACUUCUGUACAAUUGUGUAAAAAUUUAUCAAUAUCUGGUGGUAAAACAAGCAUAAGAAAAGAUAUAACCACUGAAGCUUUUAUGGUGCAUCUACAGUCCAAUUACUGUGUACUUAUUUGAUUUCUUCAAAAGUUAUACACUAUUUUGAAUCAAUAAUUGCUUGUCCUUCUAUGUAGCUUAUGCUGAAGUAUCUAUUAUAAUUGGGGUAUGUGCGAUGAAAUUCUGAGUUUGGUCUGAAUGAAAGGAAUCAUAAUACUGACCCACUUCACAGAUGUACUGUAGAGAAGUUUAAGUUUUCAGUUCAGGGUCCCCCCACCUUUAUUUUAAGUUCUUUGGGUAAUACUGAAACCAGGUAGACAUAAUAAGUAAAAUGUUCCACAAGCAAGAGUGAACAGAGCCAUCGGUCGGACAGAGAUGAUUUAAUGGUUUAUGAUUGACGUGCAAACGACUUUCAUCACUUCAAUGGGACAUGGCAUAGUAUUUACAUUACACUUUGGUCAUGAUUAUGUAUAAAAAAAUCCUCAGUUCAGGAGGAUGUAUGGUGUCAAAGAAGGAAUUUAGUAUGUAGUCUAUGAGAAGCAAAAUAUCAGUGGGAUGAUCAAUUACUUGUCAGGCAUACUGGGGAUAUUUAACAUUCUCAAGUAGAGCCAUAGGAGUGUGUUGCAGAGGGAAAAGCUUAGGAAAAAGGCUUAUCUUAGAUGAUUCAGGACCAAAAGACAUUUUUUAAUACUGGUAAUUAGAAAGCUUACCCACUGGAAGGUUCCAGGGGCCAUUCAUGGUGUACUGGUCAGAAAAGUGCCGAAGGGGACGCAUGAUUGAGUGUCAAAGUUGUAAGAUUAGGUAACAGUGAAAUAUAUUUUGGCAGAUUAUUCUUUUGUCAUACCAAGCAACUACAAGACGGACUUAGUGAUAUUUAAAUAGUGUGAUCAUUCCAGCGCAUGGUUUUCAGUUCUGAAGAGGCAAUAAAGUAAUGUUUGGACUGUGCAGUCUAAAUUAUUAAUUAGCAAUGAAAAAACUGCAGUCUUAAGCUGAACCCAAGAACUGCAUUGUACAGCAACAUUCAAAUUUAGCAUUUUGCAUGUCAAGCAUGAACACAUGUAUCACUCGAAAAACUUAAGAAACUGGACUUCCUAUAAACAUAUCACAGGGGAUUGGAUUGUUGGGGGUUAUUGUCUGAUAUUACAAAUGUGAUGAAAUGCUUUUGUCUUGUCUUCUAUAAUAUAGAAUAAUAUAAAGGUACUGUAGAUGCACCUGAAAAUGGUCACACACAUGUACGUAUACAUUUUUGAAGGGGCACGAGUUUAUUAUUGAUGAUAAAACAUUUUGCAUGAUGGGUUAUGCAUUUCAUAAGUACCUUCCCUAAUCAGAAUUUUUUAAAGCAAAUCUGUGAUGGGUACUGCUCUCUUUCUUUAGUUUUCCAACCAGUUCUCCUUAAAAUCCAGGAAGUUUAUAUCAGCACAAGUACUGUAUUAUAUUUGUGUUCUAGUUGUUUGUACAAAGAGAACAAACCAACCAGAGUGGUUAGGUUGGUUUUACACCCAGUAUUAAGGUUUUUCUAAAUUAUGUUCUAUUAAGUCUUGUCAGAAAACCUUAGUGAAUGGAAUGUAAACUUUUGGACUAGGUUUGAAUGUGUAAUCCAUGACUACUUUUGCUGUCUACUGUAUAGUGCCAUUCUCAUUAAACUGAAGUUCCUCUAAGAUUUCAACCUUCAAAAAAGUGCACUUCUUGCAGUCAUUUAUUAGAAUAACUAACCAGUACAGUAGGUAUACUUUUUGUGGGUUUAAAGAUGGAUGCAGAAUAAGGAACUUGAUUAGGAAAUCUACUCUGUGUAUCUGAAAACUAGUUCGAGGAAGAAACUACUUACCUAAAAUACGGCUAUCGUACAAGCUUGCCGUUUAUCAUCUUUGGCACAUCUUGUCACUGGCAGCAGGUUAGUGCUGCCAAAGAGAUCACUGCCCUUAGUGACCUCAAGUUUUAAAAGUUCUCAAGUUCUAGCACUGAAGAUCUAUUGGGUUUAAACAUGUUGCAUGUAAGUACCUUUGAACACUUUUGGUGUCUCAAGUUUUUAUGUCAAUAACUACGCCAGUCUCACAUCAUCAUCUUCCUUUGCUGUACCAUGUAUUAUCUGUAAUUCCUUCUCAUUGGUGACUAAAGCAAGUGACUAUGACCAUCAAAACACACUGUAGUGUCCAGUGCCAAAAGUGUUUCGAGUUUAAUUAUGGUAGGCCAAAUCAAGACUAUUCAUAACCCUCACACAAAGAAUUUGACAAAUACUGCUUUUAUGACAUCAGUGGCCACCCGCACAUCUACAUCGUCACUGUAAUCUAAGGGUUUGUGUUCCCUGUGAUACUGUCUGUUGCAGUAGUCAGUCUAAUGUGAUCCACCCGAAGCUGUCCCUGCUGUUGCAGAAUUACUUUGAAAAGGAGAAUAGGUUUAUUUUCCAUAUCAUCUCUAAUCCAGUCUGACUCUCAUGAACCUCUUGUUGACUUUUUUCUGCUGAAGAGCAUUAUCUUUCUUAUGAUCUUUUCUUUAUCCACCUUCAUCUAACAUUAUUAAUGAGAAGGGAGGUGGAGGUCUCAGCAUCCUUUCUAUUCUCCCAUUCAGUUCUUUCUUGGAGCAUGCUCUCUUGAAAAUGAAGAGACUUCUUAACAUUUGCAGAAUACCUGCCUGUGCCAUGUCACACGCCUGUCCGUCCUCUGGUGCAGCAGUAUCCAACACUGUUCUUAACAUGUACUGGUAACUGCCUGUGAAUGUUCUCCAGCUGUUAACAGUUCUAACUUCUACGACUGUUCCCUUGUUCAAUCCUCUUUCAGUUGUGUUCAUACCCGUCCGCUCACCGUCCACAAUCCUAACUAUUUGUUACUGUCACUAUUCCCAGUCACAUGUAUAAUUACAGUUAUCUCUUUCUUGAAUAAAAUUUUCACUGUUGCAGACUACAGUUCCUCUCUGAUCUUCCUGAUGAUCACAGCAAUUGUCAUGCUUUGCUGCUCUUGAAUGGUUCUCAAAGAGAUGAUACUCUCUUCUGGGGUCUCCUUUGAGCUUCACUCGUUAGCUGCUUUUAGGUUUACUCCAAUUUCUUCUGUCCCAUUCAGUCAGAAGCAUCAUGAGGCAUCACUGCUGCCUUUAAAAACUACCUUUGCCUUUGAAAACUACCUUUAAAUGAACUGCAUCUACAAUACUCUGACAUCCUCCACCAUCUUAUCUAAGGAAUUUUGGUUUACCAGUCCAUUUAAUACAUAUAUAGGACAGUCAUGCCUGAGAAUGAACCUCCCAUCUGUAAGAUCAGGUCACUGAUAUCUCUACAACUGUUAUCUUUGACUUCAAAGCCAAUGAAAAGGAAUGGUUUUCAGACAUACUCGUAUAUGCCAUGUUAUAUUUGUUUUGUUGCCUCCUGGACAUCAUUGGUUUAGCCCUCUUACUUGAGGAGCAGAAAGCACAUAUCUAUUUCAAGGAAAGUCAUGAGUGUGUCAAAUGACGUAACAUACUUAAGAAAAUUAUUAUACCUAUGAAAAGACAGUAAGCUCACAACAGAAGAACAGAGGAAAAACAUAGUGGGUAAUUUUUUCCUCUGCAAGUCAAGAGUUUGUAUAGACUAAAUGUUCAGCACAAUAGAACAUUGGCACCACCGACAAAAAAUGAAAUACGCACAAUACUUUCAAGAACUUCACAAAAAAAAAAAAAAAAGAGAUAAA
This is a messenger RNA of Macrobrachium nipponense, 8557 nucleotides long. It is a transcript of the gene mib2, whose product is annotated as E3 ubiquitin-protein ligase MIB2-like. Gene Ontology annotation, cellular component: cytoplasm. Gene Ontology annotation, biological process: protein ubiquitination. Gene Ontology annotation, molecular function: zinc ion binding; ubiquitin-protein transferase activity; protein binding. NCBI's taxonomy places the organism in Eukaryota, Metazoa, Arthropoda, Malacostraca, Decapoda, Palaemonidae. The record is from RefSeq and is a predicted model, not a curated record.